This is a messenger RNA of Struthio camelus australis, 7056 nucleotides long. NCBI's taxonomy places the organism in Eukaryota, Metazoa, Chordata, Aves, Struthioniformes, Struthionidae. The record is from RefSeq and is a predicted model, not a curated record.
AUGAAGUGGCACGGCACCAGCGGCGUUACGCCCGCGCACCCGGGCUCUCGAGGACUUCCCGGGGCGCCCGUGAAGAGCCGCGAGGAGCCGCACGCCCGCGCAGGCCGUGCUCGCUCUCGGUACCACGUCCGUUUGACAGCAGGCCGGCACCUAGGAUGGGAGAGGGCCCCGACAGCCAGCACCUUCCCCGGACCGCCCGCUGCGGGGCAGAGCCAGGAGGGCUCAGCCGCAAGACCAUUUACAAAAUUGGUAAAGGAAAUGCAACUUCAUCGAGAUGAUUUUGAAAUUAUAAAAGUGAUUGGAAGAGGUGCAUUUGGUGAGGUUGCAGUUGUUAAAAUGAAGUGUACAGAACGCAUUUAUGCGAUGAAAAUUCUAAAUAAGUGGGAAAUGCUUAAAAGGGCAGAGACAGCUUGUUUCCGAGAAGAGAGAAAUGUUUUGGUGAAUGGAGAUUGUCAGUGGAUUACUACGUUGCACUAUGCCUUUCAAGAUGAGAACUAUUUGUAUCUAGUGAUGGACUACUAUGUUGGUGGUGACUUACUGACACUUCUCAGUAAGUUUGAAGACAAGCUUCCUGAAGAUAUGGCUAGGUUCUACAUUGGUGAAAUGGUGCUUGCUAUACAUUCCAUACAUGAGCUGCAUUAUGUGCACAGGGAUAUAAAGCCUGAUAAUGUUCUUUUGGACAUGAACGGCCACAUACGACUAGCAGACUUUGGGUCCUGUCUGAAAAUGAGUGAAGAUGGCACAGUGCAAUCGUCAGUAGCAGUGGGUACUCCUGACUACAUCUCUCCUGAGAUACUGCAAGCAAUGGAAGAUGGAAUGGGAAAAUACGGGCCUGAAUGUGACUGGUGGUCACUGGGUGUGUGCAUGUAUGAAAUGCUUUAUGGUGAAACACCCUUUUAUGCAGAGUCAUUAGUGGAAACCUAUGGGAAGAUUAUGAAUCAUGAAGAGCGAUUUCAGUUUCCAUCCCAUGUUACAGAUGUAUCUGAAGAAGCAAAAGAUCUUAUUCAGCGACUUAUCUGCAGUAGGGAACGUAGACUGGGACAGAAUGGAAUAGAGGAUUUUAAGUCUCAUGCGUUUUUUGAAGGACUUAAUUGGGAUAACAUCCGAAACCUAGAAGCACCUUAUAUUCCAGAUGUUAGCAGUCCUUCUGACACAUCAAACUUUGAUGUAGAUGAUGAUGUAUUAAGAAAUCCAGAAGUGGUGCCACCCAGUUCUCAUACAGGCUUUUCUGGAUUGCAUUUACCAUUCGUUGGUUUUACAUACACAACUGAUAGUUCUUUAUCCGAUAGAGGCUCUUUAAAGAGUGCAAUGCAGUCUGAUACUGUAACCAAAGAUAUGGAUGCACAACGUGAGUUAAAGAACAGUUCACAAAUAGAAGGUUAUGAAAAGAAAAUACGGAAAUUGGAACAAGAAAAGCAGGAUUUGAACAGAAAACUGCAAGAAUCUACACUGACAAUGCAGAACCUCCAAGGUCCAGUGUGUGUUACAGUAAAUACAAAUCGUGAUAAGGAAAUAAAAAAAUUAAAUGAAGAAAUUGAACGGUUGAAGAACAAAUUAACAGAUAUAAGUAAACUGGAAGGACAGCUUGCAGAUGCAGUGGCUUUUCGACAAGAACAUGAAGACUCUAUACACAAAUUAAAAGGACUGGAAAAGCAGUGCAGAGUACUGCGGCAAGAGAAGGAGGAUCUUCAUAAGCAACUUGUAGAAGCCUCAGAGAGACUAAAGACACAAUCCAAAGAACUGAGGGACGCCCAUCAACAAAGAAAGAUAGCUGUGCAGGAGUCCUCUGAGCUCAGUGAGAGGAUGGGAGACUUGCGCUCUCAAAAGCAGAAGCUCUCCCGGCAGCUUCGCGACAAAGAGGAGGAGGUAGAAGUGAGCAUGCAGAAAAUUGAUGCCAUGCGACAGGACAUCCGUAAAUCAGAGAAAAUCAGAAAAGAGUUGGAAGCCCGGCUGGAAGAAGUUGCAGCAGAAGCAUCAAAAGAACGCAAGCUUCGUGAGCACAGUGAGGUCUUCUCCAAACAGCUGGAAAAUGAACUGGAAGCUCUAAAGGUGAAGCAGGGGGGCCGGGCAGCAGGUGUCACACUAGAACAUCAGCAGGAGCUUUCCAAAAUGAAGUCUGAGCUGGAGAAGAAAAUCUUAUUUUACGAAGAGGAGUUGGUCCGACGAGAAGCAUCACAUGUCUUGGAAGUAAAAAAUGUAAAAAAAGAAGUACACGAUUCAGAGAGCCAUCAGCUUGCACUGCAGAAAGAGAUCAUGAUAUUAAAGGAUAAACUAGAGAAAGCAAAACGAGAGAGGCACAGUGAGAUGGAGGAAGCAGUAGGAACAAUGAAAGAGAAAUACGAACGUGAAAAAUCUAUGCUCUUGGAAGAUAACAAAAAGCUAACAACAGAAAAUGAGAGGCUUUGCUCCUUUGUGGAUAAGUUAACAGCACAGAACAGGCAACUAGAAGAUGAGCUCCAAGACCUAGCAGCAAAGAAGGAGUCUGUUGCUCACUGGGAAGCUCAGAUUGCAGAAAUUAUUCAAUGGGUAAGUGAUGAGAAAGAUGCUCGUGGCUAUCUCCAAGCAUUAGCUUCCAAGAUGACAGAAGAACUAGAAUCAUUGAGAAGUUCCAGUCUGGGGUCAAGAACACUGGAUCCACUUUGGAAAGUACGACGCAGUCAGAAGUUGGAUAUGUCAGCUAGGCUGGAAUUACAAUCUGCCCUUGAUGCAGAAAUUCGUGCCAAACAACUAGUUCAAGAAGAACUACGAAAAGUUAAAGAUGCAAACAUAUCUUUCGAAAGUAAAUUAAAGGAAUCAGAAGCAAAAAACAGGGAACUGUUGGAAGAAAUGGAAGAUCUGAAGAAAAAGCUGGAGGAAAAAUACAGAACUGAUACAGGUCUCAAACUUCCAGACUUUCAAGAUUCCAUUUUUGAAUAUUUCAACACCUCUCCUCUUGCACGUGAUCUGACUUUCAGAGAUUCUGUUUCUUCUUCGUCUACAUCUUCUCUGCUAGCCUUUUGGGAAGAAACCAGUUCUAUUAGUGAGCAGGAAGCACAGGGUCCCAAAUCAGAAGUUUCGCCAUCUACUUCGGUUAUACCUGCAGAGCAGCAACAAGAAGAACCAAUUCGGCUUCAGAGGAUGCCUGCUGCUCCUUCCCCCACCAUUCAGUCCAUUUCUCUAGCUGUACCAAAGCCUAAAGCUCACCAGCUCAAUAUCAAGUCAUUUACAAGCCCUACUCAGUGUAGUCAUUGCACCUCUCUUAUGGUGGGAUUAGUUCGACAAGGUUAUGCCUGUGACGUGUGUUCAUUUGCAUGCCAUGUUUCCUGCAAGGAUAGUGCUCCUCAAGUCUGUCCUAUACCCCCUGAGCAAGCCAAAAGGCCUCUUGGAGUAGAUGUGCAAAGAGGAAUAGGAACUGCCUAUAAAGGUUAUGUCAAGGUUCCAAAGCCUACAGGCGUUAAGAAAGGGUGGCAGAGAGCUUAUGCAGUUGUUUGUGACUGUAAACUCUUCUUAUAUGACGUGCCUGAAGGAAAAUCCACCCAGCCUGGAGUUGUUGCAAGUCAGGUCUUGGAUCUCAGAGAUGAAGAUUUUUGUGUGAGCUCGGUCCUGGCAUCAGAUGUAAUACAUGCAACUCGUAAAGAUGUUCCUUGUAUAUUCAGGGUGACAGCUUCUCUCUUAGGUUUGCCUUCCAAGUCUUGUUCUCUGCUGAUCCUGACAGAAAAUGAGAAUGAAAAGAGAAAGUGGGUUGGAAUUCUAGAAGGGUUGCAAUCUAUCCUGCACAAAAACAGGCUGAAAAACCAGGUUGUGCAUAUUCCACAAGAAGCCUAUGACAGUACGCUGCCUCUUAUUAAAGCAAGUUUAGCUGCUGCUAUUGUAGAUCGAGAUAGAAUAGCAAUUGGUUCAGAAGAAGGACUGUAUGUGAUAGAGGUGACCCGUGACGUGAUAGUCCGAGCUGCUGACUGUAAGAAGGUGUACCAGAUCGAGCUUGCUCCCAAAGAGAAAAUUAUCAUCCUCAUCUGUGGUCGGAAUCACCAUGUUCACCUCUACCCCUGGGCCUCUCUGGACGGAUCGGAAGGAAGCUUUGACAUAAAGCUUGCAGAAACUAAAGGUUGCCAACUGAUUACAACUGGAACGCUGAAGAAAAGUUCUUCAACUUGUUUGUUUGUGGCUGUGAAGCGACAGGUUUUUUGCUACGAAAUUCACAGAACUAAACCUUUCCACAAAAAAUUCAGCGAAAUUCAGGCUCCAGGGACUGUACAGUGGAUGACAGUGUUCAAGGACAAGCUUUGUGUUGGCUACCAGUCUGGGUUCUCUCUGUUGAACAUCCAGGGAGAUGGACAAUCUAUAAACCUGGUAAAUCCUAAUGACCCCUCGCUUAUGUUCCUCUCACAGCAGUCUUUUGAUGCCCUUUGUGCUGUGGAGCUCAGUAAUGAGGAAUACCUGCUUUGCUUCAGCCAUAUGGGAAUAUACGUCGAUUCACAAGGUCGAAGGUCACGCAUGCAGGAACUAAUGUGGCCUGCAACUCCUGUUGCCUGUAGUUGUAAUUCUUCAUAUGUAACAGUGUACAGCGAGUAUGGUGUUGAUGUAUUUGAGGUUAACACUAUGGAAUGGGUCCAGACUAUUGGCCUGCGAAGGAUCAGGCCAUUAAACAUGGAUGGCACACUAAAUCUCCUUAACUGUGAGCCACCAAGACUAAUAUAUUUCAAGAACAAGUUUGCAGCAGGAGCUGUCCUCAGUGUACCAGAAACAUCUGACAACAGCAAAAAGCAAAUGCUUCGAACUAGGAGCAAAAGAAGAUUUGUAUUUAAGGUUCCUGAGGAGGAGCGGUUACAGCAAAGGCGGGAAAUGCUUAGAGACCCUGAGCUAAGGUCAAAGAUGAUUUCUAACCCAACGAAUUUCAACCAUGUGGCUCAUAUGGGACCAGGAGAUGGAAUGCAGGUUCUCAUGGACCUUCCACUGAAUGAAUUUCCUUCCCCCUCAUCCUCUCGACACUCUGCUCUGAUAUCACCUCCAACAGGCUUUGAGCACGUCUAUCACAUGAGCCCUGUCUCUGCUGAAAUCUUUCUCCAGAGUGACCAUUCCUCACUGCAAGGCUCCCCUCUGCUUUCUUCCUCUUCCUGUCCCUCCUCUGCUUCCCUAGCAAGGAGUGUUUUACCUGCUGGCCAGGAUGAAAAACCAUGUCCCUCUACAGCUAACCUCUCACGACAGCAGCAGCAGCAGCAGAGAAACAAAACGUAUAUUUCCUGGCCCUCAUCAAGUGGCAGUGAUGUGGGAGGAGCCAUUCCUUCCCGAAGUAUGUCCGAUCCUGACCAGGAGUUUGACAAAGAGCCUGAUUCAGACUCCACCAAACACUCUACUCCAUCCAACAGCUCAAACCCAAGUGGUCCCCCAAGUCCCAACUCUCCUCAUAGGAAUCAGCUUACACUAGAUGGACUGGACCAAUCAACCUGUGACGCAUAACACUACAGCUCUCACCGUUCUGGCUUUGAUCAUCCGCUACUCCAUGGAGUAUUCAAGAGCAGGGCAACGCUGUCUCAGAUGCUAGUGCCAAGACUGACACUGAAUUGCUAGUGUUGUACAAGAAUAAUUAUAUAUCCAGAUUGUAGAUACAAACUAUUGAAAUGAAGAAAAAUCUUUACUAAAUAGCGAUCAAGCUUUUUAUGCAGAAUUGUUCACUGCUCAGUUAUGGUUGGUUCCUUUCUGCACAGCUGUGACACAGUUUUAUUGCAUAGGAGCAUUUAAGGCCACCGGUAAAUAGUCUUAUUCUUAUGCUGAAAAACAAAUAGAGAUACUGAUAAUGUUGCUACAAUAUCAGGAAUAUUAUUUUUCUAUAGAAUGAUGUAAUGUCUCAUUAGCAGGAAAUCCUUUUAGACACAAUUUAGACCUCUGAAUAGGAAAUGCAAGCAGGUCUAGUUACAUCCUCAGAUAAAUACGUUUUUCACUUUUUCCCAUAACUGUUUGUUUCCUAAUCCUUGAGGAGAAUGCUAGGAAGCAUAGGUUGUUCCCAGUAUCAGCAGAAUCACCAGGAAGUGGGAUGAAAGUUGGUUAUAGUUUUGUGGCCUUUUAAUUCAUUUAGCCAUUACAUUCAGCUGCAUAGUUGUCUGUCUGUCUUUCUACCAACUUCAGUCUUGUACAUAGGACUGCUACGAGUUUAUCUUUUACCCAUACCCUGCUUUUUAGUCCUCAUCAAUCACAGUCAUUAGUCAGGGCUUUUAAAAUACUGGUAAUUACUGCUGUGAAAAAAAUGUUACUCAUAGUUCCUGGUAUCCCCUUCUGAGAAGUUUUCUCCUGGGUUUUUUGGUGUAAAGACACACUACAUUGUUUAGCUAGCAAACCUUCUUGUGGACGUAUUGCCCUUGAAGUCUGCUUGAUCUAAGGGACUGUAUCACUAAAACAUCAGUCUAUUUUACUGGUUAUCAAAGUGGAAUGUGAAGGAUGUGUAACUGAGGGUGCUGCUUUUUUCAUUAAUUGUAUCCUCACCUGCAUGAAGACCCCAUGAUUAUUAAUCAAGUAUUGAUCAUGUAGAAAAAUGCACAACACACUCCUGUAUAUUUUGCUAUGGCCCACGUGCAGUGGUGAUGUUUUGCGUGUAUAUUUAAUCUCAUGCUUCCAUGUAUUAUACAUUUAGUAAUCAAAGAUUUGUGACCAUGUUUCAUUAAAAGCUUGUAAUUAAUUCAGUGGCUGGCAUAUCCAGUUUGUCAUUGUCACACUAGUGUGCCUUCUGUGCCAAUUUUAUGACAGUUGGAUGUCACUUAUUUAAAAUUUGGUUUAAAUGGGCUAAUGAUAUACCAGUGGCUAAUGUUCUUUUCUGAAACACUGUAUAGGACGUGCACUUAUCUUUAGUUUAAACUGAGUGUUCUAGUCAACAUUUAAUCCUGUUAUGUUAAGUGUUCGACAGUACUUGCUCUUUUUCUCAGAUUAUUGAUAAAGGGGCUCAGUUAGAGCUGGACACUACUGCUUUGGGGGUUUUCUGGUUUUUACUUUUUUAAUGUAAGUCUAAGUCUUUGUAAUUAUUGAAUUGUGAGAACAUUUUUGAACAAUUUACCUGUCAAUAAAGCAGAAGAGGGAGGUUUUAAAGUU